Amorphotheca resinae ATCC 22711 is the source of this 3454-nucleotide messenger RNA. RefSeq lists its product as hypothetical. NCBI's taxonomy places the organism in Eukaryota, Fungi, Ascomycota, Leotiomycetes, Helotiales, Amorphothecaceae. The coding region runs from base 50 to 3166 and encodes 1038 amino acids. Gene Ontology annotation, biological process: tRNA methylation; wybutosine biosynthetic process. Gene Ontology annotation, molecular function: tRNA methyltransferase activity; protein binding. The record is from RefSeq and is a predicted model, not a curated record. The transcript has 7 exons.
GAUUUUUGCAGGCAAAGCAAGAGGUCAAGAGCCAGCCUCUUCUCACAGGAUGAGAGAACAAAAUGUUGCCCCCAGGAUCUCAAAACCUCAGUCUAGGGGGAAAGCUCAAAUACAAGAUGAUUCAAUCAUGGCUACAAAUAAUAGCAGCAUCGUGUCAAAGCGCAGCGUCGAGCGCCUGUAUUUCCCCAAUGAGCCUCACUACUUUCGCUAUUUUGUCAAGAAGCCACAGAGACGGGCCCCUUUAAUAAAUCGUGGCUAUUGGCUGAGGAUGAAGGCCGUAGACCACGUCGUGCGCCAAUUCCUAGAAACACCCUCCAAGAAACAGAAGGUGGUCAUAAAUUUGGGCUGUGGGUAUGAUCCACUUCCCUGGCAAUGCCUCACGCGGUAUCCAGCUGCUUGUAAUGGUGUAAAAUUCAUCGAUGUCGACUACAGGGAGCUGAUGGUCAAAAAGCGAGAUGUUGUGCAACGCACAAAGGAACUCACCGAGAUGCUAACCGGGGUCGAGGUGUUGGCGGAAGGGAAUAUGUUGCUUCGCAGUGAUCAGUAUCUACAGUUGGGAUGCGAUCUGAGGGACCUCUCAGGCCUUAAUCAGGGUCUGGCUAGUGCAAUUGAUAUUGAGAACUGCCAGGUACUUCUCGUAGCUGAAGUUUCAAUUACAUAUAUGAAUGUCGAAGCUGCAGAUUCCUUAAUACAAUGGGCAGGCAAACUACCCCAAGCCCAAUUCUGUCUUCUAGAGCAGCUACUCCCUGACGGAAUUGACCAUCCAUUUGCUAAGACUAUGAUGGCACAUUUCAACAAACUGCAGACUCCACUCAGAGCCGUUGAAAAGUAUCCCACAAAAUCUGCACAGUGCCAACGUUUCAAAUCUUUGGGUUGGAGCAACACCUUGGCAUACAAUUUGUGGGAAUUAUGGAGCUCUGCAGGAUUCCUUUCUCCUAGUGAACGUUCAUCAUUAGACCUCAUUGAGCCAUUUGAUGAAUGGGAGGAAUUCGCCUUGUUUGGCUGCCAUUACAUCUUACUUGUUGCAAACAACGUGUCCAGCUUUCCGGAAACUAGUGCAUAUGGGCCGCCUCAGUCUCCGACCAUAAGCAAGUCUUUACAUGCCGAAGUGGUGUAUUCUGAGACUGCAAAUGCACACGGCUAUCGAAGGUUUUCCGCAGUGCUCCCCGUCAGGAGCCCGACCGGUCUGGAUGAUAGGGUUGGCAAUUUUGCUGGCAUGGGAUUGAAUAACAGGUUGGCAUCAUAUGAUGUGUAUUCUACUGACACAAUAAGGGAUCAGCCAUUCGAUUUCAUCGGCUCCAGCACCCCAUCGAGUCGAAUGUGUCACACUAUUACAGACAUAGGGGAUGCUGGGGCAUUGCUCGUUGGUGGUCGAACCUCGCCGGAUAAUGCUUUAUCAGAUUGCUGGGUCUACCAUAAAUGGCCGCGAGUAUGGGAGCGUGUCGACGAUCUACCACAACCCCGAUAUCGCCAUAGCGCUAUCUACCUGGGCAGCGGUUCUGUGCUUAUAUCUCCCGGGAGAAGUGAUUCGCGGAGCAUAGGAAGCACCUUCUUCAUAUGGAAUCGACGGUUCGGAUGGAAGAAGUGUGCUUGUAGUUCGAAUGAGAUGCCUCGUGCUACGUACGGUGCAACUUUCACGGUGUUCACCAAUUCAAGUGCCUCAGAGCAGUCGAUAUCAGGACGUGGUCUACUCGCUGGUGGGAUUUCGGAAGACGGAGUCGUGCAGCAAGAAAUCUGGGAGUGGGAGUUACAGAGUUCCUUCUUGGGCCAGGAGCCUACUAUAAGCUUUACACGCCCUUUGAAAAUAGACGGAAACUCAAACCAACAAGCAACUAUUGCUCGCUUCGGCGCAAGUACAGUCAAUCAUGACGGCCGAGCCUACGUUGUAGGAGGAAUUAUUAAGGAUGAGAUACUGAAGUGGCGGAAUGAAGUUUGUUCUUUUCCUUCCCAGAAGAAUCAUUCGGAAUUUGCUUCACCAGAAACACUCAACUUCUCCUCCUCAAAUCCGCGACCGCUUCUAAUUGGGCAUUCUGUCGUAUCCAUCGGAGGUUCGUUGCUCAUCAUGGGUGGAUCAGCAGUAUGCUUCUCAUUUGGCACGUUCUGGAACAGAGGCUGCUACACAGUCCAUGUUACGGGAACCACGUCAACUUGUCAGGGGCAGAAUGCCGUCAAGGAUCCAAAAGCUUCAUGGAAAUACCUGGGUACAGGAGCUGCCACAAUCACAGCAAGUGCUUCUAAACAAUCUUCAGUCCCGCAUAAUGUCGACGACUGCCUUGUCAGUGUACCGCGGGUGAGAAUAAAGUCCCAAGAAGAGUUCAAUAACAUUCUGGAGGCGAGAAAGCCCGUCAUCCUUGAAGGAUUAAACAUUGGAUCAUGUACAGAGGUUUGGACGCCAGCUUAUCUGAAGGAAAAAAUUGGGUCUCAACGCGAGGUCGUUGUUCACCAGGCUACCUCACCACAUAUGGAUUUUCAGUCCAAGAAUUUCUCCUACGUCUCCAAGACAUUCGGGGAGUUCAUAGAGCAAGCUGACACUGGCGAGAAGCUUUACCUUCGUUCUUUAUCAUCCGAAAAGCCUUCAGAACUUCCAGCAGAUAUUGAGAGAGAUUUUCCGUCAAUUGCGGCCGAUUUCAAACUCCCUCCUGAAUUAACAACCAUCAUCGAGAACGCCCACAGCUCUCCGCUGCGCAUCUCCGGGCCUGUCAUCAUGUGGCUUCAUUAUGAUGUGAUGGCAAAUGUGCUCUGCCAGAUUCGAGCCUCUAAACGGCUGCUCCUAUUUCCCCCCUCCGACAUACAGUAUUUUCAGUUUGAACCCGGCGCCUCAAGCUCGAGUAUUAACGUGUUCGAUAAGCUUGAAGAACAUGUUCUUGCUGGUGCACACCCUCAUGAAGCACGGCUAUCCCCGGGCGACGUCCUCUUCCUACCUCCACUGUGGCUUCAUACUGCCGUACCGACUUCCGGUAUGAGCGUUGCGGUGAACGUAUUCUUCCGCAAUUUACCCACAGGUUACGCUGCAGGAAAGGAUGUGUAUGGAAAUCGAGAUCUACAGGCAUAUGAGAAAGGCAGACAGGAUGUUGCCAAGAUAACUAAAUCCUUUGACAGCUUACCAGCUGAUGUCAGAGGGUUCUAUUUGCAAAGGCUUGCCAGGGAGUUUGAGCAGAAAGUUUGAGCUUUGAAAAUUCUGGCUACCUGGUGCACGCCCGAUGGAUGCCCGGCACAAGAAGAGUGUUGAAUAUACUGCGGGAAAGACAAAUCGCAUACGAGCCCGAGAUUCGUAGCACGGAUGGAUACUGAUUCUGGGAUCAGUUUGUCGAACGCCGCCUGGCGAAUACAAGCCAAUUUAUCAUCAGCCUCAAUGGUUUAGUGAAGGUGCAGGAUCGUUAAAAUAAUCUUGCCGUCUUUAUCCUAUACAGGUCACGAGUGUAUUGAUUGUAGAAGCAAGUUACUUGAUAUCAUG